GUGAAAGCAAACACUUCUAGCUGAAAUACCGAAGAAAGAACGAAGUCUUUCAAGAUCGGCCGGGAAAACAACGACUGUUUUCUUCCUCUCAUACUGUAGUUUCUAUUGAUAUUCAUGACAUAUCGGUAGUCUAAACACGAAUACAACAACUUCAUCAACGGAUACUUUGAUUUCAUUCUACGGACAGACAAUCACGCAUAAAGACACGCACACAGACACGCAUACAGACACAGACACGGACACGGACAAAGCACCAUGGCUUCUUCCUCUACCGAGCAGCAGCAACAGGCGUCGUUGAAUUCGCUGUUCCCCGACACUAACACCAUAGAUUCGAUUUGCAUCGGCUCCGGAAGGUUUUUGAGAGCCGUGUUGGUUCCGGCCCUGGCCGCUGCAGGAUACCAUCCGGCCGUCGUCCAAACCCGAAGCCGGGGGUUCCUCGAUCAUUCGCUGUCGGAGGUGGCUUCCGAGAACGGCAACAGUUCUUGGGCGUUUUCAUACGAGGUCGACACGGUCAAUUUCGACGGGAGCAUCGAAACCACCAACGUUCCCUGCUGGGGUGCUGGGACGCUGGGGAGUCCCGAGGGGAAAAAAGACGUCCUAGAGCUCUGUGCGAGCGGUCUCUUGCUGUCCGACGAGAAGCCUCUGGUUCUUGGGCUCGGGGUCACGGAGGCCGGAUUGUCGAGUUCGUCGACAAAAGUAAUGGGCGACCUCUACGACGUCCUGGGUUCUCUGGCAACACGGAAGGCACCGCCCAAACAAAUCUCCGUCAUCAACACGGACAACGUGUCACAGAACGGCGACGUCAUUCGAGGAUUCAUGGAGGAGCUAGCUACGAACGACGGCUCCACUCGUUCCGCUGCCAUGCGGCAGUUCUUGGCCGAUUCGGUGGUCUUUCACAACACGAUGGUCGAUCGGAUCACCUCCCAGCGCCCCGGCUCCGAUGGGCUUGUCCCGAGGGCCGAGCCAACGCCGCUCAAGGCCCUGGUCAUCGAGGACCUUCGCCUUUGCCUGCCGCAAUCCUUUCGCGAGACCGACGGGGAGCUCUUCCGGCGGUUCGGUGUGGUCGUCCGAUCCUCGCACAAGGGACAGCUGGACGCCGACAUUGCCCUCAAGCUGCGGGUGGCCAACGGAACCCACACGGCAAUCGCUCACGCCAUGGCCCUGUCGGGCCUCCCGAAAACGGACGCCCUGGUGUCCGGGACGGCGGCGUCGAAACUCCUGGUGGGAUACCUCGACUCCUUUUUCGAGCACCAGAUUCGAGCAGGCGUCGUUGCCACCGACGACUUCGACGCCGCUCCCGGCGAGGCGGAGGCCGUCUACGGCGACUGGAGGAAGCGCCUGACCCACGCCCACUUUGGGCUGUCGACCUUUUUCAUCACCCAGAACGGCGCGGCCAAGGGGGGAAUCCGCAUCGGGCCGACCGUGGGGGACCUGCUCGGGCACGGCCUGCCGGUGGCGUGUUCCACCGCCUUUGCCCUCGCGGCGAUCCUGCGGUUCCUGACCCCGGCGCACGAACGCGGUGCGAGCAGCGGCAGCAGCGGCGUGUAUCGGGGGUGGCUGGACGGCGGCGGGGCAACCCCGAACGAGGAACAACGAGCCGUGGCCUACGCCGACGGCCUGUCCUACGAUCUGGGAGAGGGGUGGUACGAGUUUCGGUGCGACUGCGGCGUGGAGUUGGACGGAGAACCGACGCCGCUCCCGGUGGCCCUGGCGGCAGCCGUGCACAGCGGCGGUCCCCGCCAGCCGCCGUCCUACGAGGCCGUCGUCGGUGCCUACCUGCGGGCACCCAAGGGGGGGAACCUCUCGGCCGUGGCCCGCUCGGCUCCCGGCUCGUUUUCUGCCCUCGCCGGGGCGGUGGCGGCGCUCUACGCUCGAAUGGUGGCGGGGGACGCAGCGAUCGAUGUCCUGGGCGGACUGGACCUGGAGGCGAGCUGCGAUUGCCUGGUGGACGGUAAGUGAGUUGCUAGUUGGGAACAAGGAAUCCUUUUGUGUUGUUGCUUUGGGCGUGCCGUGCCGUGCCGUGCCUUGCUGCACAAUUCCAUGCAGUACAACAAUGCGGUGAUUGKAACGCAGCACGAAAUUGAAGAUUGGCUUCAACGAAUGCUCGAUCCAACCGGACACGAAAUCCAAUUAUCAGCAUAAACUAUAACCUCAACAAUUAUUACGAUGCUUUUUCAUCCCGUAGGCGUCGGCAGUCAUCAUAGAUUCGAUGAUAGUUCCCCUCUCCACUACAAAAAGGCCUCUAUUCCAGAUGAUAGCCGACUGAUGAAGACAAGGAUUGGUCGGAGGGACCGCGAGACCAUACCCGCGGUUGUCUUCUCGGAGGUAUCCUCGGUCGUCGCCAUCGAUCUGCACACCCAUCUUCUCCCUCCUACGCACGGGCCAUUGUGCCUCUGGGGGAUCGACGAAUUGCUCACCUACCAUUAUUUAGUUGCGGAAUACUUUGUCACAGCUCCCCCCUCGAUUACACCAGAAAGUUUCUAUGCCCUCAGCAAACAGAAACAGGCCGAUUUGAUCUGGAGGGCCUUGUUCAUCGACCGCUCUCCGAUCUCGGAGGCUUGCCGCGGGGUCAUCACAACGUGUGUCACCCUCGGGCUUGCAACCGAGAUCGAGAACCGCGAUCUGGAGGCGAUCCGGGAGUUUUACCGAACGUUUCGCAAGAAGGGCCUCGAGGGAACCGAGUCGUUCUCCAAACUGGUCUUUGAACUGGCCGGAGUGAAGCACGCUAUCAUGACCAACAUUCCCUUCGAGCCUACCGAAACGAGACACUGGAGGCCAACUCCUAAGGAGUAUUCCUCCCAUUUUCGUUCGGCAUGCCGCAUCGAUCCGUUUUUGGCCGGAAACCAAAAGGUUGUGGAGGCUACCCUGGCUGCUUCCGGCUACGAUGUGACCCUAGAAGGAGCACGACAAUUCCUGCGCGACUGGUGUGACACCAUGAAGCCAGAAUACGUAAUGGCUUCUACGCCCCACGAUUUCGUCUUGCCCGAGGAUAGGGGAUCUUCCGAACCCCGAGGGGAGAAAACCGGCGUGAACGAAGAAGCAAUGAGGGAGCCCUUUGCCUUCGCAACCCUCGCCGCCUCGUCCAGGAACGAUGCGGAGUGCAACGAGGGCGGCGCAGUCGAUGAGCUGCCGAGCGUGAUCGACGAAGACAGUGACUUUCUUGUGGACGUUUUGAUGAGGGUUUGCGAAGAACGGGAUCUCCCCAUCGCCCUCAAGAUCGGAGCGCACAGGGAGGUUAAUCCGAGCCUCCUCCAGGCCGGAGACGGAGUGGUCGCCUUUGCCGAUGCGGGCGUCCUGGCACGACUCUGCACUCGCUUUCCAAAGGUUCGCUUCUUGGCCACAUUUUUGUCGCGUACCAACCAGCACGAGGCCUGCGUACUAGCCACCAAGUUUCGCAAUCUGCACCUGUACGGCUGCUGGUGGUUCUGCAACAACCCGUCCAUUAUAAGGGAGAUGACGGCCAUGCGAAUCGAGAUGCUYGGAACGGCCUUUACGGCUCAACACUCAGACAGUCGCGUCCUCGACCAGCUUCUCUACAAGUGGCCCCACUCGAGGGCGGUCAUUGCGGCCGUCCUAGCUAGUGAAUACCAGAAAUGUGUGGACUCGGGGUGGUCUAUGACGCGGGAAGAGCUGAGGAGAGACAUCCGCCGUCUUUUUGGAUCGAGCUACGAAGAAUUUAUGGCGAAAAGCUUGGUGUAGCUGGUUUCAAAGGAGCACACUGAGCUACUUUUGAGCUUGGAAUGGUUGUCUAGAUGUAAUGAAGAGCAGGGAGGAAACUGACUCCCAUCCAGAAACUACUAUUCAUAGUACGGUAUUCUGCUCCCAACCCAAAUCAACUUAGUUAUUUAUC
This is a messenger RNA of Pseudo-nitzschia multistriata, 3850 nucleotides long. Lineage: Eukaryota; Bacillariophyta; Bacillariophyceae; Bacillariales; Bacillariaceae. The record is from the annotation of a GenBank genome assembly.